UCAACUGGGUCCCUUCUGCGGUCGGUACCAUGUUGGUGCUGGCCUUGAAGUGUGCUGAGCCUGGAUGUGGUCACACCGGAACAUGGAACUCCCAACCAUAUGUCGGCAGAAUUGCUGCUGGAAACAUAUUUCUUUCUGCAGCCAUUUUAUUUGCUGGUGCAACUGUGGGCAAAGUUCUGCGUGUGUUAUCUCACAUGGGUGUAGCUGUUUACUCCACUCGGUCGUACUUUCGCCAUCAAGAACGCUACCUUCACCAAGCCAUCAAAAGCGUGUGGCGAGAGCGGCAAAUCUGGCUGUUGAGCCAUCUACAAGCUGAGGGAGAGGAAAUUGUUUGUGGUGGCGACGGAUGAGCUGACUCACCCGGUCACAGUGAAAAAUACGGGACUUACACGAUGAUGGAACUGCGGAAGCUAACCAUCUUGGAUGUGCAGAUUGUGCAGAGUAACGAGGUAGGAGGUAGCUACCACAUGGAGCCCGAAGGACUGGUUCGGUCACUGCGUGUGCUCGAGGAGUUUGUGCGUGUGGGAACUCUGGUGACAGAUCGACAUGUGACUGUCAACAAGCUCGUCCGAGAACAGUUCCCACACAUUGAGCAUCUUUUUGACAUCUGGCAUAUUGGCAAAGGUUUGAAGAAAAAGUUGCAGAACCUCUCUAAGCUGCAUGGAUGUGAAGCCCUAAAACCCUGGAUUGGCAGUAUCAUCAACCAUUUAUAUUGGUCCGUGGCGUCAACGCGACCUGGGGACCCCAGACUCGUCCUCGACAAGUGGGAGUCAGUACUGAGCCAUGUUCAGAAUGAUCACUCGGGCUUCAAAGGCAGUUUCCCCAGGUGCAGCCAUGGUCCUUUGGAAGGUCGGGAACGGAAAAAGCCUUGGCUCACGCCUCACACCAAGUUGACCAAUGAGCUGGAGAAGCUGAUCUGUGGCUCCAAACUGUUGGCUGACAUUCGCCGGCUGUCUCCAGUCUACCAGACUUCCCACCUGGAAGCCUUCCACAGUCUGGUGAACCAUUUUACACCCAAAAUGUUCGCCUUUUCUUACGAGGGGAUGCUCAGCAGGACGAUUGUGGCUGCUCUUCACUUCAAUGAAAACGCCCAUCGAGCCCACAGCUUAACCCGAGACGGAGUGGGGAUUUAUAGCAUCCACUUUCCAAAAUCAAAACAAGGCGGCCAUGUUGUGCGCAAAGUUUUGUAG
This is a messenger RNA of Corythoichthys intestinalis (scribbled pipefish), 1190 nucleotides long. RefSeq lists its product as uncharacterized. The transcript is spliced from 5 exons. Bases 393 to 1190 code for a protein of 265 amino acids. The record is from RefSeq and is a predicted model, not a curated record. NCBI's taxonomy places the organism in Eukaryota, Metazoa, Chordata, Actinopteri, Syngnathiformes, Syngnathidae.